GCGCCACAACGGCAAGGAGCUCGAGGACUCGCCACACACGCUCCACAUGCGCGACGAGGCCGCCGAGGUCUACAGCCUCGUCCUGGACGACGUCACCCUGGCUGAUGCGGGUGCCUACAGCUUCACGGCGUCCAAUGAAGCCGGUGAAGCUACGGGCUCUUGCAAGCUUCACGUGCACACCGUGCCUCCGUCCGUGUCUCUGGAGCUACGGUCCCAGGACGUGUGUCUAGAGGACGUGGCGACGUUCACCCUGCGCUGCUGUGGUCUGCCCCUGCCCGUCCCCACGUGGACAAAGAAGGGCGCCGUCCAACGGGACGACGAGAGGACGGCCAUAGCAAGUCCUGAGCCUGGCGUCCACACCAUCACAUUCAGGGACGUCUCCAUGGACGACUACGGCAAGAUUGAGGUGGUAGCGACGUCUGUCGUGGGCACGACGUCGUCCUCGUGCGAGCUGACGCAACGGACGUUACCGUGCGAGGUGCUCGACGGGCUCGAGAACGUCACGAAGGGCGCCGAGGGCGACGACGUUACGUUAACGGUCGUCAUACGGGCGUCACCACGACCCGUUAUUGUGUGGAUGAAGGACGGGCGGGAGGUACGUCCCUCGGACGUCGUCAACGCGGGCCUGACGGCGGACGGGCAGUUCUUCCUCGAGUUCCGGCACGUCACGGCCGACGACGCGGGGACGUACUGCGUCGUGGCCGUUAACGACGAGGGACGUACCGAGGCGACCGUUAAGCUCGACGUCACUCCGCCCCCCAGCAAGCCUGAGUUCCUGCAGGAGCUCCGCCCCACGAAGGUCAUCACAGGAUACCCCUGCAGGAUGCAGGUCAAGUGUGGGGGGUAUCCUGCCCCCCAAGUGUCCUGGCUGAAGGACGGGCAGCCGUUGACCGUUGACGGGCAACACAUCCAGCAGAUCGUCCUGGACGACGGGACGGUCCUUCUGCAGCUGGACGUCGCCACGGACGCCGACGCGGGACGUUACACGUGCGUCGCCCGCAACGCGGACGGCGAAAUGACGUCCAGCGCCCCGUUGGCCGUACUCGAUCACGUACGGACGGACGGGCAGCCCGACGGAACGCCGACGUUCACGUCGCCCCUGAAGGACGUCACGGCUGACGAGGGCAAGACCCUUCGUCUGCCCGUGGCCGUCAGAGGCGGACCGGUCCCCAACAUGACGUGGUACAAGGACGGCAAGCCCGUCAAGCUGGACGACAGGGUCUUCUUCACCUACGACGGGGACAGGUCGUUCUUGGAGAUUCGCCCAUGUCGGGGGGCGGACGCUGGAGAGUACCGCUGCGUGCUGGAGGGUGAAGGGGGCGCCACGGCGUCCACUUCGUGCAUCGUCACCGUCCGCAAGUGCUUCGAGGCACCGUCUUUCGCCCAGGGCUUCAACGCCG
This is a messenger RNA of Hyalella azteca, 1400 nucleotides long. RefSeq names its product obscurin. NCBI's taxonomy places the organism in Eukaryota, Metazoa, Arthropoda, Malacostraca, Amphipoda, Hyalellidae. The record is from RefSeq and is a predicted model, not a curated record. Gene Ontology annotation, biological process: homophilic cell-cell adhesion. Gene Ontology annotation, cellular component: plasma membrane.